AUGGAGGAGGAGACGACUACCCCGACCAAUGCUAAGCAAACCUACCUUGAAAACCUUAUCUCUGGAAUUAGCAUCCGCAAAGACUUUAGUAGUGAAAGUAUCUUUGCCGGGGCAAAUACUAAUGAAAAACGGUCCAAUAUCAGGCCGGUUGUGCUUGUAUCCUUUUACAGCAACGAACUAGUCCAAGCUCCGUCUGAAAUGGCUUCGCCUAAUCAUUCGUUUUUUACUGAUAAGGUCAUUUUACAAGUUGGCCAAGACAGUUCCGGCAUUCUAUUUAACGACCUCUCUUCUGCCGUCAAAGAGAGUCUCCGAGCCGAGAAAGCCAUUAUCCAGUGGCUUGACGAACAAAAAUGUCCACCUAAGAGCACCGUCUACCUUACGACCGAAACUCAGUCCUUCUUCGUUAGCAAAAUCCGCUUACUAGGCGAGAUUCUCAAGGCCCAGCGCAAGAUAGAGCGAGCCCGAAUGUAUCGCACCCUAACCGCUCAAAAACCGCUUGAAGCUUUCAUCAAGAAACUCUGUACACUCAAAGUCCUAGGCGAUCGAGCCGAGUUCAAUCGCUUUACCAAUUUCCCCGCCAAGUAA
Molecule: messenger RNA, 585 nt
Organism: Nematocida homosporus
Lineage: Eukaryota; Fungi; Microsporidia
Exons: 1
Coding region: 1-585 (194 amino acids)
Source: RefSeq, a predicted model, not a curated record